AUGAGGGUUAUGGAAAAUGGCUUUUGCGCUGACUCGGAGGAGGGAGGUGGUGACUGGACUUCGGGUAUGCUAAGAAGUGUUAUACACAAGGUCGAGAAAGUGCUCAGCAAGGGCCUUCUCCUGGUUCAAAAACUGCUUUACUAUGUAUCACUUUCCCUUCCUCACCCACUUCCUCGAAAUUCGCAGUUCUAUCCUCAGAUGCAUCAUCGCGUCAGGUACCAUAUACGUCACACACUUAGCGUUAAUCACCUGGAUGUGAUUACCCUGCCUCCCUCGUCUCCUCCUGGUGCUAAUUUCAGUCUUGCACCUCCCAUAUGUGCCCCCGCCCUCCAAGCAACCCUCACUGCCAUAGACACUCUAAUAACCCUCGCAUGUCAAAACCACCAACGGAGUGGGCUUGGGGACGCUAAAUCAGUCAACGACGCAAUUCCGCGUUGGAACUCCAUCACAGCUCGCGAUUUCAAUGCUCUCUCCCAUCCCUCUCCCACCUCCCCUAACUGUCCACACAAUCCACUCAUACAUCUCCCGCUCACAUUCCUUGUCGGUGCCACUGCGAAACGGGACCCCGCUGGCACAAAUCCCAAGAGAAGGCUCUGGGCUGAAGCAGGAAUUAGCAUCGUCAACGGGGGCAAGAGAGGGUAUUUAACCUUAGUACCCCUCUGGGCUUCCCUCGCAGACAGACGAAAUCAAACAACGCACAAAAUCCGCCUAACCACCUUCCUCUCCCUAACUCACUCACCCACACCUACAGCACCCGCAUCACUCUCCACGCCCCUCACACAUGUACUUGGAGACAGCCGACAAGCGUAUUAUCGUGCCGCUAGGGCAGUGAAUGAUGAACGCAAUGCUGGGGCUGCUGCGUGUGCUGGGGAGGCAUUGUUACGGACUGAAAUUCGUGCCCACACUCAAGGGGGCGCAGAAGACCUUAAAACUUACGAGACAUACGCGCUGACUCGUUUCGCGAUCCAGCGGUGUUGUGGGAUGGGAGGGACGCUAGAAGCGGUUGGGAAUAUGCUGCAGGCGGCUGUAGGUGGUGCGAGAGGGGAAAUUGUUGGAGCUAACCCUAAGUACACCAACAGGCGAGAACCAUCUCCACGCAUUACUCCUCGCGUAACGCCACACCCCGCCUCUGGGUCGGCGAACAAUUCCUCGGAUAUAUUCAAACGCGCAGAUAAACCUCAUCGAAUGGUGAAGCAGGAGAUUGAUGAUGCGGUAUAUCGGUGUGCGGUGGAUGGGGAGGGCGAGGUGACCUUGAGUUGUGUGGUGAAAUCUGAUGCGGGGUGAUUCAUUGGCCGUUGUAGUUGAUGCCAGAUGGAUCUUGCUAGAGCUCGCGCAUCACUUACUCACUCAUUGUAUCAUAUUACCCAAAUAUGAGAUAGCCAGCACUACAAUAACGAAAAA
Suillus paluster is the source of this 1401-nucleotide messenger RNA. RefSeq lists its product as uncharacterized. The record is from RefSeq and is a predicted model, not a curated record. The transcript is spliced from 9 exons. The coding region runs from base 1 to 1284 and encodes 427 amino acids. Lineage: Eukaryota; Fungi; Basidiomycota; Agaricomycetes; Boletales; Suillaceae.